AUGUUACUAAUAUCUUACACAGUUUUUAGUGUACCAGCCUUUCCAGAAUUGGAAGCAAUUCUAAAUGUAGCAACGGGUUCCACCAGCAGAAUGUACAAGUAUAGAAAGUCUUCAAAAGCGUUCAGGUAUCAGAACCCAGAUGGCUCCCACAGAAGCAGAACCUGUAUAAAUAAAGAGCAAGCCAAAAUCCUACAAGAUGCUUUUGAUAAAAAUCAAUUCGUAGAUAACCAGACACAAAUUAACUUGGAGCAAAUUACUGGAUUACCAGGAAAGGUUAUUAAAGUUUGGUUCCAAAAUAGGCGUAGGGAGAAGAAAAUUGUGAAAAAGUUUAUAGAAUUGUAA
Molecule: messenger RNA, 342 nt
Organism: Diabrotica balteata
Lineage: Eukaryota; Metazoa; Arthropoda; Insecta; Coleoptera; Chrysomelidae
Source: the annotation of a GenBank genome assembly